AUCAUCAUCCAUCCAUUACAUGUUUAUCUAUCUGUACACAUCCAAUCAUCACUAUCUAUCCAACGGCUCACAAAUCAUCAUGCACUCACAUAUUUUACUAAAGUACUAGAAUACGACCAAGGACUCUGCAUAUAGUUUACUCGUAUAACACUAGAGCAAACUUGUCAACUCUGUGUAAACUAAUCUUGCUAUCGAGAUCGAGAGAGAGAGAGAUGGAAGCAGAGAGGAGAGUGGGUGUGGCAGUUGACUUCUCAGGUUGCAGCAAGAAAGCUUUGAAAUGGGCUAUUGAUAACGUUGCUCGCAAGGGGGAUCAUCUCAUCUUGAUUAACAUUCAGGCUGAGGGUUAUUAUGAGGGAGGCGAGAUGCAGCUCUGGGAAGCCACCGGUUCUCCUUUUAUUCCUUUAAGUGAAUUUUCUGACUCAAAUGUUAUGAAGAAAUACGGCGUGAAGCCUGAUGCAGAAACACUAGAUAUAGUCAAUACUGCAGCUGCUCAGAAAGAGUUUUUAGUAUUGAUGAAAAUCUACUGGGGAGAUGCUAGGGAGAAGUUAUGCGAAGCUGUGGAUGAUAUCCCAUUGAGCUGCCUUGUCAUUGGAAACAGGGGACUUGGCAAGAUCAAAAGGGCUAUCAUGGGCAGCGUUAGCAAUCAUGUGGUAAAUAAUGCACAUUGUCCUGUUACUGUUGUGAAAGACCAUCACGAGUGAUGACAGUCAACAUUAUACAUCGGCAAAUUGAGUUCUUAGAUGCACUCCAUGACGUGGAUGUUGGAAUAAAUAUAAACCUGCCUUUAGUAGCUUUAUACUGAAGUUGUUGCAGGGCUCUUGUAUAUUUUGAUAGAUUUCGUUGGUUUCUUGCAGAUGUUUUAUCCAGAGAGUUAUUGUGUAUGUAUUUCCACAAUCUUGAGCUGAUAAAAGCAACUACUUGCAAAUAAACAUGUAUGCUGCAGCUUGGUUGGUUUCUUGUUGGAAGCACUGUAACAAUAUAUACUCUAUACUCAAUUCCAUGUCAACUUUCAAAAGUAAAAUUUGUUUCAAAUUUUUUGUCCA
Daucus carota subsp. sativus is the source of this 1043-nucleotide messenger RNA. Its product is annotated as universal stress protein PHOS32. The coding region runs from base 213 to 701 and encodes 162 amino acids. Lineage: Eukaryota; Viridiplantae; Streptophyta; Magnoliopsida; Apiales; Apiaceae. The record is from RefSeq and is a predicted model, not a curated record. The transcript has 4 exons.